This is a messenger RNA of Vicugna pacos (alpaca), 1977 nucleotides long. The record is from RefSeq and is a predicted model, not a curated record. Lineage: Eukaryota; Metazoa; Chordata; Mammalia; Artiodactyla; Camelidae.
GGGAAAGCUGGGAGGGGGCAGGGUCAAGGUGGGACCUGAGAGCCAUGGGAGCCCAUCCCAGGUCCAGAGGUCGAAGAGCUUAGCGGCUAGGAGAAUGUGGACUCUGGGGACAGACGCUUUUUGUUGGAAUUCCAGCUCUGCCAUUUCUGGCUCUGAGCCUCUGGUCCUCAGUUUUCUCAUCUGUAAAACAGGAAUAAUAACAGUGCCUCCAACCUCAGGACUCGUGAAGAUUAACUUUGAUAAUCCAUGUCCGCCUCUUGGGCAUGUGCUAUCAUUUCUGUUAUCAGUGAUGCAGUCUCCACUCUCCCCUCCCCCUUUCCCCAGUUCCUCCGACCCAUGGAUCCACCAGGCUGGGCCAAGAUAAAAUGUUCCUGGCACCACUAUCUCCCUGCGGUGUUGUUGCAGCUGCUUUUGGCCCUGUGCUUCUUCUCCUACCUGCGCGUGUCCCAAGACAAGCCCAGGUGGUCCCCUGAGUCUGCGGCCACCAUGGUGGGAUCACCCACCAGGGGCCCCUGCCAGGCCACUGCAGGGCCCUCCACCCGCCCGCCCCUGCUCCUCCUGCUGUGGACAUGGCCAUUCAACGUCCGGGUGGCCUCUCGCUGCUUGGAGAUGCGGCCCGGCACCCACGACUGCCAGCUGACCGACAACCACAGGGCGUGCCCUCGGGCGGAUGUGGUCCUCGUGCAUCACCGAGAGGUCAGCUCCAGGCCCAAGGCGCAGCUCCCGCCUUCCCCGCGGCCACCCGGCCAGCGCUGGGUCUGGUACAGCAUGGAAUUGCCAGCACUCCCCACAGCCGAAGGCCUGGACAGAUACUUUAAUCUCACCAUGUCCUACCGCAGGGACUCGGAUAUCUUCAUGCCGUAUGGCUGGCUCGAGCCAUGGCCUGGCCAGCCUGUCGGAGCGCUGGUCAACAUCUCAGCCAAGACCAAGCUGGUGGCCUGGGUGGUGUCCAGCUGGAGGGCAGACUCGGCCAAGGUACGGCGCUACCAGAAGCUGCAAGCCCACCUCCAGGUGGGCGUGUACGGGAGGCGCCACAAGCCGCGGCCCCGGCCGGUCAUGACCCAGCAACUGUCCCAGUACGAGUUUUACCUCGCUUUCGAGAACUCCUUGCACCCCGACUAUAUCACGGAGAAGCUAUGGAAGAAUGCCCUGCAGGCCUGGGCCGUGCCCGCGGUGCUGGGCCCCAGCAAGAGCAACUACGAAUAGUUCCUGCCCCCUGAAGCCUUCAUCCACGUUGACAACUUCAAGAGCCCCAAGGACCCGGCCCGCUACCUGAGCCACUUCCGCUGGCGGGAGAUGCUGUGGCCUCAGGCUUUCAGCUGGGCCCUGAUGUUCUGCAAGGCCUGCUGGCGGCUGCAGCAGGAGCCCAGCUACCAGAUGGUGCCCAGCAUCUCCUCUUGGUUCACCUAAGCAGGCCAGCGGGGGCGGGGGCUGCUGGGACCCUCACCUGCUGGGAAUCUGGGGACGCUGGUUGCUGGAGCUCUCACUUACUUGGGACUUCACCCAGGGCACCUCUGCUGCCAGGACUCGGGCCUCACUGGGACGUUGCUAGCCAGGAGUGUCACCUGCUGGGGGGGCUCACCUGCCAGGGGCCAUGGCUGCUGGGGACCUCUGCCACCAAGGCAUUCACCCCCUGGGGAACUGGCCUCGGCGUCCUGCCCGCUGGCGAUGCUUCUGGUGGGUGUGCUGGAGAUUACUGCUGCUGUUGUUAAUUGACAGUCUCUGGGGUGUGCAGGUUGGCACUACUGACACCACUUUCCAGAUGGGAACGCUCUGAGGAAAACUGGUGUGUCCCCCCCUUAUUCCAGAUCAGCGGUUCUCCCUCUGGGCAACUCUGCUCCCAGUGGACACUCGGAGUGUCUGGGGACAUCUGUGGUCAUCACAACCGGGGGUGGCUGAUAGCACUGAGUGAGUAGGGGGCCAGAAAUGCUGCUCCACAGCCUGCAGUGCCCGGGAUGGCACCCCACACCCAAGAAC